GGCGAAAUACUUGCAUCAUUUUUGAAAUCUCAAUUGCCAUGGCCGACGAAGACUACCAUUUCGAGUCCACCGAUGCCGGUGCCUCCUUGACGUACCCGUCCGAAGCCGGUCAGGUCAAGAAGGGCGGCUUCAUCAUGAUCAAGGGCCACCCGUGCAAGGUCGUCUCGGUCUCGACCUCGAAGACGGGCAAGCACGGCCACGCCAAGUGCAACUUCACGGCCCUCGACAUCUUCACCAACAAGAAGUACGAAGAUAUCGUGCCGUCGACGCACAACUGCUCGGUCCCGUUCGUCUCGCGCGCCGAGUACACGCUCCUCGACAUCUCGGACGAGGACUACGUCUCGCUCAUGGACGACUCUGGUGAGACCCGCGAAGACAUCAAGCUCCCCAACAUCCCGGAGGGCUUUGGUGACGAGAUCCGCGCCGACUUCGAGGCCGGCAAGCAGCUCUCGAUCUCGGUGCUCCGCGCGUGCGGCAUUGAGCAGAUCAUUGCCAAGAAGGAAGACACGACGUCGUAAGCGUGUCGUCUCUGCCAUGCUUAGAGAUUUCUGCGAGUAAAUCCCUUGAUCCAAGGAACAUAUUUUAAAAAAGGCUCAACAGUGAUCGACGGGUUUACAGCAAGACGAUCGCCACACCCGUUGGCACCAAG
This is a messenger RNA of Saprolegnia parasitica CBS 223.65, 649 nucleotides long. RefSeq names its product translation initiation factor eIF-5A. The record is from RefSeq and is a predicted model, not a curated record. The transcript has a single exon. Gene Ontology annotation, biological process: positive regulation of translational elongation; positive regulation of translational termination. Gene Ontology annotation, molecular function: RNA binding; ribosome binding; translation elongation factor activity. Lineage: Eukaryota; Oomycota; Saprolegniomycetes; Saprolegniales; Saprolegniaceae. Bases 39 to 518 code for a protein of 159 amino acids.